ACGAUCGGAGAAGGAGUCGUGGAGAAGUCAACCCCAAAGCAGGAGGAACGAGAGGAGCAGCUGCUCAAGGAGCGUUUGAGGGCCUCCUGGUCUACGGGAACGUGCUGCCAUAUUGUUUUUCCAGGAAGGGACGGGGUUUUUUUGGGAGCUGUGGCUGAUCUGCAGCCAUGCACCGCUUAAGGACUACAGUCGCAAGGCUUCGGCCUUUAACGGCUGCGCAGACGGCCCCGAGCCAAUCACAGCCCAGGACAUUUAAGCCUGCAAGGCGCCUGAACACAUCAGCGGCUGCUGAGCCCUUUCUUAACGGCACCAGCUCCAACUAUGUGGAGGAGAUGUACUAUGCAUGGCUGGAGAAUCCCAGGAAUGUGCACAAGUCCUGGGACAUAUUUUUCCGUAACGCUAACGCUGGAGCUCCGCCUGGUUCGGCCCACCAGAGCCCUCCACCCCUCAGUGGGUCUCCUCGGGGACUGGCCAGUGUUCAGGCACUGGUGGGUUUCCAGUCCAAUGUGGAGAAGGUGGUGAGGGAUCAUCUGGCAGUGCAUUCACUCAUACGAGCGUACCAGGUAAACUACCAACUCAGGAGUGACGUAGAGACGCCGU
Messenger RNA from Anarrhichthys ocellatus (wolf-eel), 600 nucleotides. RefSeq names its product 2-oxoglutarate dehydrogenase, mitochondrial-like. Gene Ontology annotation, molecular function: oxoglutarate dehydrogenase (succinyl-transferring) activity; thiamine pyrophosphate binding. The record is from RefSeq and is a predicted model, not a curated record. Gene Ontology annotation, cellular component: oxoglutarate dehydrogenase complex; mitochondrion. Lineage: Eukaryota; Metazoa; Chordata; Actinopteri; Perciformes; Anarhichadidae. The transcript is spliced from 2 exons. The annotation marks the transcript as partial. Gene Ontology annotation, biological process: tricarboxylic acid cycle.